AUGCAUGCACCACUAAAAGGGAAGCACCUGGCGGAGCUGUGCAAAGCUGAGUACCCAAAGUAUGUCAACUACUGUCUCUGGGUGAUGGCGGAGGUGGCUGUGAUUGCUGCUGACAUCCCUGAAGUGAUAGGAACAGCCUUCGCUCUCAACAUCUUGUUUCGCAUCCCAGUGUCGGCAGGUGUCCUCAUCACAGGGCUAAGCACUCUCCUGCUUCUUGGGCUUCAGAGAUAUGGGGUUCGGAAACUUGAACUGUUGAUAUCCAUGCUGGUGUUCGUCAUGGCUGCCUGCUACUUCGGAGAGUUGAGCUACGUGAACCCCCCCGCGACCCAGGUGAUGAAGGGGCUCUUUGUGCCCAGGCUUGGCGGCGAUGGUGCCACCAGCGACGCCGUCGCUCUCCUCGGCGCCCUAGUCAUGCCGCACAAUUUGUUCUUGCAUUCAGCUCUGGUGCUGUCGAGAAAGACUCCACCUUCCGCCGAAGGAAUCAACGACGCCUGCAGGUACUUCCUCUUGGAGAGCGGCUUCGCGUUGUCGGUUGCGCUGCUCAUCAACGUCGCCGUUGUCUCCGUCUCUGGAACCGUAUGCGCUGGUCGUAGCCUUCCACCUGAGGAUUCUGAAACAUGCAGCAAUCUAACCCUCAACUCAGCCUCCUUCUUGCUCAAGAACCUCCUGGGCAAAUCGAGCUCCAUCGUCUACGGCAUCGCAUUGCUGGCCUCCGGACAAAGCUCCACUAUAUCAGGCACAUACGCCGGUCAAUACAUCAUGCAGGGAUUCUUGGACGUAAAGAUGAGGAUGUGGCUUCAGAACCUCAUGACACGAUGCAUUGCUAUCGGCCCCAGUCUCGUCGUCUCCAUCAUUGGCGGCCCUGCCGGAGCUGGAAGACUCAUAAUCAUAACAUCAAUGAUCCUAUCUUUCGAGCUGCCCUUUGCCCUCAUCCCUCUUCUCAAGUUCAGCAGCAGCGGCACAAAGAUGAGGCCCCACAAAAACUCCAUCUACAUCAUAGUCAUCUCGUGGAUCCUUGGCUUCGGUGUCAUAGGAAUCAACGUCUACUUCCUCAGCACCAGCUUCGUGGAAUGGAUCACCAGUAGCAGUCUCCCAAAGCCUGCCACAGCUCUCGUCGGCGUCAUCGUCUUCCCCUUCAUGGCUGUCUACAUCCUUGCUGUUAUCUACUUGACCUUCAGGAAGGAUACAGCAGUGACAUUCGUUGAUAAAUCUGAUUCGUCGCUGAAGGAAAUGGAGGAUGGUGUGCAUCGUUCUGAUGGUGACAAAGGAGGUGACGUUGUGCCGUUUAGAGGCGACCUCAAUAACAUCUCUCCUCCUGAGUAAAG
This is a messenger RNA of Musa acuminata subsp. malaccensis (wild Malaysian banana), 1325 nucleotides long. Its product is annotated as metal transporter Nramp5-like. Gene Ontology annotation, biological process: metal ion transport. Gene Ontology annotation, molecular function: cadmium ion transmembrane transporter activity; manganese ion transmembrane transporter activity. Gene Ontology annotation, cellular component: membrane. NCBI's taxonomy places the organism in Eukaryota, Viridiplantae, Streptophyta, Magnoliopsida, Zingiberales, Musaceae. The record is from RefSeq and is a predicted model, not a curated record.